AAAAUAGAACAGCUGAAAAAUACGAACCGAAUUCAUGUUCAAAUAAUGGGUCCUGUUGAAGAAGACCCAGAAUAUAAACUUAUUGUACAAGCAAAUAAUUUGACUGUAGACAUUGAUAGUGAAAUUUUAGUUGUCCAUAAGCUAGAAUCAUUGGUACUCAACCCACUAGAUUAUGCUCGUGCCGUGAAAGCAAUUGGUAACGAAAUGGAUUUGACCAAAGUCGAUCUGAGAUCGAUUCUUCCAUCUGCCACCGUGAUGGUGGUAACAGUUACUGGUUCUACAACAAACGGCUUACCAUUGACAAUAGAAGAAAGUAAGAUUGUGAGUGAUGCAUGCGAUAUGGCUUUGGAAUUGGAUAGUGCCAAGCGUACGAUAUUGGAAUAUGUGGAAUCAAGAAUGUCCUUAAUUGCACCAAAUCUUUCGGCCAUAGUGGGCAGUACUACUGCUGCCAAAAUGUUGGGACAGGCUGGUGGUUUGAUGGCUCUCUGUAAAAUGCCAGCAUGCAACGUUAUGGUAUAUAUUAAUCGGUGUCCAGAAGAAAACGAAUGCACAUUGGCCGCUAGGAUGGAUCGUAUGCAUGAAUCAUCUGAUGGUAUUAUCGAAUCUCCCGAAUAUUUUAUCGACGUCUCUCGAGCUCUUGAACUUGAUUACACUAAUCAUUCGUCUUUACGGGAACAGAUUGACAAAAAACUUGAAAAAUUGCAGGAACCACCUCCAUCCAAGACGGUCAAGCCUUUACCAGUUCCUGAUGAAGGGCCAAAGAAACGGAGAGCUGGAAAAAAGUAUUUUAUCAUCCAAAUUAAUAUGUUAAAUAUUUUUAUGCUUACAGUACGUCGAAUGAAAGAAGCACAUGCUGUUACAGAACUUCGUAAGGCUCAAAAUAGGAUGGCAUUCGGUGUCGCUGAAGAUGAAACUGGUUCUUUUGAUACAACCAAGGGUUUAGGUCUGAUUGGACAAAACUCGGGUAAAAUCCGUGCUGCUGUGGCCGAUCCCAGAGUUAAAGCGCCCAAACGACAUCAAUUUAUGGGAUCAUCUGGGGCGACUUCCGGUUUAUCAUCUUCUUUGACCCUCACUCCAGUACAAGGAAUUGAAUUGAUCAAUCCUGACGAAGCACAAAAGAAGGUUAAAGAUGCAAAUGAUAGAUAUUUCGGCGGUGGUGCAUUUUUGAAA
This is a messenger RNA of Racocetra fulgida, 1170 nucleotides long. NCBI's taxonomy places the organism in Eukaryota, Fungi, Glomeromycota, Glomeromycetes, Diversisporales, Gigasporaceae. The record is from the annotation of a GenBank genome assembly.